CCACAAUAGCAGCACAACCCUUACACGGCAGUUUGUGCCCUUUCGGGGCCAAGCGACAUGGCAGUUAUUUGACGUGUAAAGUAGCACUAUGAUGGAAACCAUUCCUGCCUCGUUGUUGUUAGAGCUUGGUGAGAGACAAUGGCUGCCUUUACCAGAGCCACCCGCAAUAUCCUGCAGAGAAGCCCAAACGAUGUUGUCUUGUUGUCCGUUGCCAGAUCACCUAUCAAUCGCAGUUUCAAGGGCGGGUUUAAGGAUGCACAUCCAGAAGAUAUCCUGAUGCCAGUGGGUGGCGAGUCCAUGGCAGAGCUGUGGACUGUGAGGCUGAAUGGAUACAGGUUAUGCAGGCUGCCGUGCAGCGAGCCAAAAUCGAAUACAGAUGCGUCGAAGAUGCUAUGAUUGGCAAUGUUUUGGCAGAGCUCGGAUUCGCGAAGACUGGUCGGAUGGCUCUCAAUCAUGCCGGAUUCCCGAAUUCAACCACUUUCCAUACCGUCAAUCGCCAAUGUUCAAGCAGUCUACAAGCGCUUACGCACAUCGCACAUUCGAUCCUGGUGGGACAAAUUGAUGUUGGGCUUGCUGGUGGCGUCGAGAGUAUGUCAAGAAACUAUGGUUCACGAGGCAUCCCCGUAGAUGUCUCUCCGACUCUGUUAGCUUCUCAUAACAAGGACGCCAGGGAUUGCUUGAUGCCAAUGGGAUUCACUUCGGAGAACGUUGCACAAAGAUAUGGCAUCGAUCGACAAUCUCAAGAUGAGUAUGCUGUUCGAAGCCAUGGAAAAGCGAGUCGAGCUCAAAGAGAAGCGCGCUUUGACUGGGAGAUAGUGCCAGUGACGGUUCGAAGGAUCGAAGAGGAUGGUCAAGAGAGUCAAUUUGAAGUGACUAAGGACGACGGCAUUCGAUCCGGCCUAACAUAUGAAAAGGUCUCUACUCUGAAGCCGGUCUUCAGAGAAAAUGGCAAAAGUACCGCAGGCAAUUCAUCUCAAAUAUCUGAUGGGGCAUCGGCGUCUAUCUUAGCUAGGCGUUCAUGGGCGGAACAGCGUGGGCUUCAGCCGUUGGGCCGAUUCGUUGGCACAAAGGUCAGCGGCUGCUCGCCAGAUGUAAUGGGCAUUAGUCCUAUUUAUGCUAUUCCAGCACUAUAUUCAUAUGCUGGCAUAGAACAAAAAGAUGUCGACAUUUUUGAAUUAAAUGAAGCCUUUGCUAGCCAAACGCUCGCAUGCAUUGGCGAGCUUGGGUUGGAUGAGGAAAAGGUGAACCCGAAUGGAGGAGCUAUUGCACUGGGACAUCCCACAGGGGCUACAGGUACACGCCAACUUGCGACGUUAUUUGGUGAAUUGCGACGACAGGACAAAGAGAUUGGUAUUGUUAGUAUGUGUGCAAGCACUGGACAGGGAGUGGCGUCACUAUUCGUCCGAGAGGCAUGAGGCAACUGAACUGUCACUACGCACCUAGAAAAUGAGGUAUGUAGUCCAGCGACCAUGAAGUUAUCAUCAGUAUCACCUGGAGCAAUGGACAAUAGCGAUGUUUGAUCUGCUCUGUACUAUUGGGUCUUCCUUGCCAGAUCAGGUAUAAUUGCCCCACGUUAUUAGGGCCACAUUGGUAGCUAAGGCAUGUACACGUAGAUGUCGCGGCCACACGUGAAUUCUAGCCUAAUCAAGUACAUGCACCCUUCCCC
Molecule: messenger RNA, 1666 nt
Organism: Aaosphaeria arxii CBS 175.79
Lineage: Eukaryota; Fungi; Ascomycota; Dothideomycetes; Pleosporales
Product: putative 3-ketoacyl-CoA thiolase
Exons: 2
Coding region: 339-1415 (358 amino acids)
Biological process (GO): phenylacetate catabolic process; fatty acid beta-oxidation
Cellular component (GO): peroxisome
Molecular function (GO): acetyl-CoA C-acyltransferase activity
Source: RefSeq, a predicted model, not a curated record